This is a messenger RNA of Lactuca sativa (garden lettuce), 1362 nucleotides long. RefSeq names its product palmitoyl-acyl carrier protein thioesterase, chloroplastic. The record is from RefSeq and is a predicted model, not a curated record. NCBI's taxonomy places the organism in Eukaryota, Viridiplantae, Streptophyta, Magnoliopsida, Asterales, Asteraceae. Gene Ontology annotation, biological process: fatty acid biosynthetic process. Gene Ontology annotation, molecular function: acyl carrier activity; fatty acyl-[ACP] hydrolase activity.
CUCUAUGGUUCUAUAAAUAGUUAAAAGACCAAAAGCAUUUUCUAUUUCAGUUCCGGCAUAAGAAUUUGUCAGCAAUGACCGUUAUGCUCACCACUGCAUCUAUAAUUAUGAACUCUUCUCCAUACCCGGGCAUGAUAUCUGGCAUGUUCGGAGGCACACCAGGGGCCAUGCAUAAGCAUCCGAACAUCAAGUUAAAACAUACUUCUUCUUGGGGUUUGCAAUUUAAAGCUCCAACAAAGGUAAAUGCUACAAAAGUAGGUGCUAUAGAUUGGAGUAUGGUUGACCCGGAGAAACAGGGUCCAAACAUGGUUUCGGAUCUUGGUGUAGAAAGAAUGAUUCAAGAUGGUCUUAUAUUCCAAGAAAAAUUUUGUAUCAGGAUAUAUGAAGUAGGGCCAGAUCAAAAAGCUUCCGUAGAAACACUCAUGAACCAUUUGCUGGAAACAAGCAUUAAUCAUAUGAAGAAAACUGGAUUCAUACAUGAGGGGCUUGGGUCAGAGGAGAUGUCCAAGUACAACCUAACGUGGGUGGUGGCAAAGAUCCAAAUGGUUGUGGAUCGUUAUCCAAAGUGGGGGGAUAUUGUUGAGAUUGAUAAUUGGAAAGCUGCGCUUGGGAAAAAUGGUGUGUGUUGUAAUUUGACAUUCCGUGAUUGCAAAACAGGCCAGAUAUUAGUAAGAGCUUCAAGCUUUUGGGUGAUAAUGAAUAAAAAGACAAGAAAGUUAUCCAGAUUCCCAAAUGAAGUUCGAGCUAAAUUGGAAAAAUUCUUUGUGGAUAAACCCCCUUUAGUUGAACAAGCAACUAGAACGUGGUCAAGAAGUGAGGAUAACAUUACUGAACACAUUUGCAAAGGUUUAAAGCCAAGAUGGAGCGAUUUAGAUAUUAACCAACAUGUGAAUCAUGUGAAAUAUGUUGGGUUGAUCCUUGAGAGUGUUCCCAAGACCAUUAUAGAGAAGUACGAGAUUGAUAGCAUGACACUAGAUUACUAUCAAGAGUUUACAAAUGACAAUAUACUACAAUCCUUCACUUAUAUAUUGACCAAUGACAAUGCCAAAAUAUCUAAUUGUGACUUCGUUGAUUGCCAACAUUUGCUUCAAUUUGAGAUUGACGGUGGCAAUAGUAAUAUCAUGAAAGGAAUGACUAGAUGGCGGCUGAAACACGGAAAAAACAAAGGAAUCUAGAACAUUGUUGCUUCUUUAACGGAAAUGUCACAAUUACAGUCAAAGCAUAAUACCGACAUUAAGCGUGUUCAGGUUCUUUAUCUAAAUGAUUGUGAUUUUCAAAUGGGUGCCCUAUUUUUCAAUAAACCUUUGAAAUUAUCAUCUCUUUACAAAUAUAAAGAUACCUAUGUUGUAUAAGAAUAAAUAA